Messenger RNA from Uloborus diversus, 1027 nucleotides. RefSeq names its product TGF-beta-activated kinase 1 and MAP3K7-binding protein 1-like. The record is from RefSeq and is a predicted model, not a curated record. NCBI's taxonomy places the organism in Eukaryota, Metazoa, Arthropoda, Arachnida, Araneae, Uloboridae. Gene Ontology annotation, biological process: protein dephosphorylation. The coding region runs from base 1 to 1014 and encodes 337 amino acids. The transcript has 5 exons. Gene Ontology annotation, molecular function: protein serine/threonine phosphatase activity.
AUGCAAGGACGUGGCGAGAUUGAAUCAAACUCAGAUACCAUAGUAGCAAAGGGUUUCAAGGAAAUUUUAAUGCAUGUAAUGUAUAUUUCAGGAAAUAGCAGAGCAGUGCUUUGCAAAGAGGAUAAGGAUGGUAAAAUAGUCAUCUCCCAAUUAAGUCCUGACCACACAUUCAAAAACGAAGAUGAAUUAUUGAGACUGUCACAUUUGGGACUAGACAUGCAAAAUAUGAGACGUGAACCCAAAACAGGACUACAAACAUGUACGCGCUGUAUUGGAAAUUAUACUGUGAAAGGUGGAUACAAGGAAUUCGACAAUUUAGCUGAAGCUAGAGAAGAACCAAUUAUUGCUGAACCCAAUAUUGUUGGUGGAAUAUCGAUAGACAGCACUUGCAAAUUUCUUAUUUUAAUGUCAGAUGGUUUGUAUAAAUCUGUAGAAGAAGCCACUAACACUGCAAAUGCAAACACCACUAUAGUGAAUAUGUUGUUAGACCAAUUCCAAGAACAAUCGACCUUAAAUGGUGUUGCCCAGGCAGUCGUUGAUAAAGUUGUUCGAAUGCAUCAUGAUGCUUUCAUGAGAGAUUGUGAAACUCCAAAAAGAUGUCAAAAACGUGAUGACAUCACAUUACUAGUAAGAAAAUUUAACUGCCUUCUCCCAAAUGCUCAUGAUAACCCUGGAUAUCAGUCAAGUCAUGCUUUUAUCACAGAUGAACUACAGAAAUUUGCUAAUGAAUCAGAAAGUAACACAUUAGCAGAAAUACAAUCAAUAGACAGUGCAUCAGCUAAGACUGAUUUUUAUAAUGAAGCAGGUUCAGCUUUUAUGAAUGAUGCCACAUCUUUGACAAGUAAUAGUUCGGAAUCGGCAGGACCCCAAAUUCUGUUUCAGUCUGCUAGUAAUGUUUCAUUAGAUGAAAAUGGUAGAAUCAAACCCUAUGUUGAUUUCUCAGACUUUUUUAUAGCAGCUAAAGAAGCCUGUAAGAGUGGACUAGUUCCUGAAGACUGGUGUAAUCCAGCAUAAUAAUUAUCAAAAA